Theobroma cacao (cacao) is the source of this 1321-nucleotide messenger RNA. NCBI's taxonomy places the organism in Eukaryota, Viridiplantae, Streptophyta, Magnoliopsida, Malvales, Malvaceae. The record is from RefSeq and is a predicted model, not a curated record.
ACUCGCCUUUAACAUCCCCACAGCAACUACAAGAGAAGACAGAAGAACAGUAAACCUCCAAUCCCCCCAUCUACUCUCUCUCUCCUCUCUCUCUCUCCCUCUCUAAUAGCCCACACUCUGCAGAAUAGAGGGAGAAAAGUUUGAUCACUUUCUCUCUCUAAAGGGUCUAGGAGAGAGAGAGAUUAUUUAUAUAUAUAUUAUAUAUAAAUAUAUAAGUUUUUGUUCGAAACAAACGGAAGAUAUUUUGAUCAUGGGUGGUGGGAAGAGAUUUGCUGUUCUUCUGUGUGCUGAGGAUUCUGAUUAUGUUAAAAAGAGGUACGGAGGGUAUUAUGGGGUUUUCGUGGAAAUGCUGGCGGAGGAAGGGGAGACUUGGGAUGUUUUCAGGGUGGCCAGCGGUCACUUUCCCGAUGAAGAUAAGAUCGGUGACUACGAUGGCUUUGUUAUAACUGGGAGUUGCAAUGAUGCGCAUGGGAAUGACGUUUGGAUCUGUAAGUUGAUUGCUCUCUUGAAGAAGUUGGAUUCCCUCAAGAAAAAAGUUCUCGGGAUUUGCUUUGGUCACCAGUUGAGAAACUCUCAGCUGGAAAUCAGUUAUGUGAUCAAUCUGAACCUUUUCCUUGCUAAUUCUAUACUUGGUCGUGCACUAGGCGGAAAGACGGGACGUGCCAUCUCAGGUUGGGACAUUGGAGUGACAACCAUUCAUUUGUCAUCAUCCUCGUCAAAGCUCUUCUCAUCUCUGAAAAUCCCAGCCACUCUUUCCGUGAUCGAGUGCCACCGAGAUGAGGUUCGAGAACUUCCAUUAAAAGCAGAAGUGAUGGCAUGGUCUGAGAAGACUGGGGUGGAGAUGUUUAGGUAUGGGGAUCAUAUGAUGGGCAUCCAAGGCCACCCGGAGUACACCAAAGACAUUUUGCUUCACCUGAUCGACCGUCUUCUGCAGCGCAGUUUUAUUGCGGACUCUUAUGCUGAUGAGUUGAAGGCCAACCUGGGGAAAGUGGAGCCUGAUAAGGAUGCUUGGAAGAAACUGUGCACCAGCUUCCUCAAGGGUAGAUUAUGAUGAAAUCUUUUCUUUUUAAGAAGUUCAGGAAAAUUUCAAAAAGAAAAAAAAAAACAGAAAAGAAAUUGUAAAUAUGGACUCUUUUUUGAGAAGCAAGUUGAAGUUGAAGGAAGUUUAGGGAGGUUGUGGUAGCACAGAGAAAUGCCAAGAAACACAGCUGCAUUAAGCAUGUAAAAGCUGUGCAUAGGUUGGAAUUUGAUGCGGUCUUCUUCUCCGGGUUAAUAAAAUUUGCGGGGUUUAACAAUUCCGUACUUCAGUUUCAACUUUAAA